This is a messenger RNA of Fraxinus pennsylvanica, 564 nucleotides long. Lineage: Eukaryota; Viridiplantae; Streptophyta; Magnoliopsida; Lamiales; Oleaceae. The record is from the annotation of a GenBank genome assembly.
AUGAAGAAACUAAGCUUAGGAGCAUUUCUUAUUGUACUAGUCUCUCUUGCCCCUCAUUCUUUAGAUGCAAGGUUUCAAGUUUGCAAACCAAGUGGAAAAGUAAAGGGCAAAAAGCCGCCUCCUGGGAAAUGUGUUGAGGAUAAUGACUCCUUCUGCUGUAUUCCAGGGAAGCUCUACUCCACCUACAAAUGUUCACCUCCUGUGUCUGGAACCACCAAGGCAGUUCUAACCCUAAACAGUUUCGAGAAGGGUGGAGAUGGUGGCGUGCCAUCAAAAUGCGACAAGAGGUACCACUCUGAUGAUACACCAGUUAUCGCACUAUCAUCUGGCUGGUACAAUGGAGGGAGGAGGUGCUUCCAGAACAUUACCAUAAGUGCUAAUGGCCAAAUGGUACAAGCUAUGGUUGUUGAUGAGCGUGAUUCCACCACGGGCUGUGAUGAAGACCAUGAUUAUCAGCCUCCAUUUGCGAAUAACAUUGUUGAUGCCUCAAGAGCUGUAUGGAAAGCCUUGGGGGUGCCAAUGAAUGACUGGGGCGAGUUGGAUAUUACUUGGUCUGAUUCUUAA